GAUUGACAUUUUUUCUUGACUAUACAACGUUAAUUCUUGACUAUACCGGGAACUUCAUUCUUGAUUAUGACUGACCCUUUCCAGAAGUGUCAGUGAUAGUUAUUCCAGAAAUUAUUACUUGAAUUUUAUGGUCGGGGCUGGCAGCUAUUAUGGGAAUUAAUUCUUUUAUCAUCAUCAUCAUCAUCCUAGCUAACUUAAAAUUUUAUUUUAAGAUUUCGUUUGUCUUUUAUUUAUUGCUAGACUCAUUUAUUGCUAGAAUCAAUUCGUGACUAAAAAAGCAUUCGACCUCUUCGACUCAAUUCUUGGCACAUCUACAUUUCUUGAUUUCAAAUCAACGCUAGUUUGUUCUAUCAGAAGAAUUGCAAAUGUGUUCCAAGAACCCUGCCAAGAACUCAAAAAACAGCAAGCGCAACAAGUUAAUUGGCAUUGGAAUCGGCGUCGGGGUUGGCGCCGCCACUGGAUUAGGCGCUGUAAUUGCCGCACCAUUCGUACUGGGAGCAGUCGGGUUCACGGCGGCCGGAGUAGCCGCUGGAUCGAUUGCUGCCGCCAUCCAGGGCCCUGCAGUUGUGUCCGGCAGUAUAUUUGCUAUUUGCCAGUCGGUCGGUGCCCUUGGGUUGUCGGCUGCUGCGUCGGGGACAAUAGUUGCCGCUGGUGCUGCCGCGGGUAGUGGCAUAGGCGGAGUGGUGUCUCUUGUUGCUGAUGGAACAUCGGGGGAGAAUAAAACGGUCGAAUCCGAAAAAGAAGACUGCGAACAUGAGGAAAAUCUCAGGGAUAAGACAGAAUCAGAUGCCAAAGCAGAAGACGAAAUAAAAACAAAAAAAUGUGAGGAAAAGUUUGAGGACAAUCUUGACAGCCACAAAAAUUGCAGUUACUUAGAAUAAACAAUAAAUACGAUGUAGAGUUUUUAUAUGAUACGAGCUCAGUUCAAUUUUGCCAGCUUGUUUUGAA
Messenger RNA from Symsagittifera roscoffensis, 948 nucleotides. Its product is annotated as interferon alpha-inducible protein 27-like protein 2B. Gene Ontology annotation, biological process: apoptotic signaling pathway. The transcript is spliced from 4 exons. Lineage: Eukaryota; Metazoa; Xenacoelomorpha; Acoela; Convolutidae. The record is from RefSeq and is a predicted model, not a curated record. The coding region runs from base 366 to 881 and encodes 171 amino acids. Gene Ontology annotation, cellular component: membrane; mitochondrion.